CUAGAGUAUGAGCAUUCAUAUUUGCUUGUCGACGUACCCAUUUAACAGAAAUAUUUAACCUGUUAGUUAAAAUAAGUUUACAGUCAUGGAUGACAGCGCCAAAUUCAGACUAUCAGCAAUAUGAGAACACGAAGCUUUAAUAACAAGUUGUGAAUCAAUAAAAACACAACCAGGACCCAAAUACAAGUACCGCAACCAGAGAAGAGUGGCUCUCAAGGCCAUAGCCUUGACCAAAUCUGCAGAACCUAAGCCUUGAAAUUGACCAGAAACAGCAACCACAAAAAGCCCUUCACCAUCUUCCAAAACUCCACCAUAACCCCAUAUAUUCCAAUUGGAACUUUAGAAAAAAAAAAAAAUCCAAUUUCUAGAAUUGAAUUCUAACAUUUUAUUUGAAGUACAAAGAUUAUAAACUCCAAUACGUUUUUAUGCUUGAAACCACUUGCAUUUUGAUUGGAGAACAUAGAACAGUAGAAUCCAAAAUUCAGCAGAGGGCAAACGACAUCGUUUUUGCUCAGCUCCAGCAUAUGACUAUAAUAUCGUCGCCUUGCGUAGAUUCUGUGCAGAACUAUUUGUCUAUUUCAAAAAGCCUCCUCUGUUUCCAGUAUCGCCAAAUUGAUAUCAAAUUCAAUUUACGUUUCCCACUUUUUUCCACUUUCUUGAUCGCUAACUAAAACUAUUUGUCGUUUGGGUCUGAGUCAAGGUUUAGGAAUGGCGGAUUCUGAGGAAAAGGUGGUGGCCGUGAUCAUGGUCGGUGGUCCUACUAAAGGUACUAGAUUUAGGCCACUUUCAUUUAAUACUCCAAAACCUCUGUUCCCAUUAGCUGGGCAGCCUAUGGUUCACCAUCACAUUUCUGCUUGUAAAAGGAUACCAAAUUUGGCUCGGAUUUUUCUUGUUGGAUUCUACGAGGAGCGUGAAUUUGCUUUAUAUGUAUCUUCAGUCUCUAAUGAAUUCAAAGUACCAGUAAGAUAUUUGAAAGAGGAAAAACCGCAUGGCUCUGCUGGUGGUCUUUAUUUCUUUAGAGACAUGAUCAUGGAAGAUAGCCCGUCACAUAUCUUUUUGCUGAAUUGUGAUGUUUGCUGCAGUUUUCCAUUACCAGAUAUUCUUGAGGCACAUAUAGAAUAUGGUGGGAUGGGAACGAUGUUAGUAACCAAGGUUUCGGCUGAGUCAGCAAAUCAAUUUGGGGAACUGGUUGCUGAUCCUACCACCAAAGAACUGUUGCAUUACAUAGAGAAACCAGAGACUUUUGUAAGUGAUUUGAUAAAUUGUGGAGUGUACGUCUUCUCCCCGGAUAUCUUUACCGUCAUCCAAGCAAAUCUACUUCGUGGAUCUAGUUUUGAGGGCCUCCAUUCUAUGACAAGAACCACCCUUCCUGCAGAUUUUGUAAGGUUAGAUCAAGAUAUUUUGUCACCUCUUGCUGGAAAGAAGCAACUGUAUACAUAUGAGACCAUAGAUUUCUGGGAACAAAUCAAAACUCCAGGGAUGUCCUUGAAAUGUUCUGAUUUAUAUCUUGCCCAAUAUCGAUUGACCUCCCCUCAUCUUUUGGCCACUGGGGAUGGAACUAGAAGAGCUAGCAUCAUUGGUGAUGUUUAUAUUCAUCCGUCAGCAAAAGUGCAUCCAACUGCAAAGAUUGGGCCCAAUGUCUCUAUUUCUGCAAAUGUUCGUGUAGGAGCAGGCGUGCGGCUCAGGAGUUGCAUCAUCUUAGAUGAUGUUGAACUUCAGGAAAAUGCUCUUGUUAUGAAUUCUAUUAUUGGUUGGAAAUCAUCUAUAGGGAGAUGGUCGAGAGUCCAGGCUGAUGGAGACUACAAUACAAAGCAUGGAAUAACCAUCAUUGGAGAAGCUGUGAUAGUUGAAGACGAAGUUGUCAUUACUAACUGCAUUGUUCUUCCUAAUAAGAUCCUUAACUGCAGCUUACAGGACGAGACCAUCUUAUAAGACAAUGGAGAGUGUUCUUAUUCAGCCUUUAAUUUUUGAGUUUUGCUGCUUUCCUUCAUGGAUACUGGCUAUCAGGAACUGAGGUCAUCAAAUUUUCUCACCACACCUCUCUUUAUGACCCUUUUGGUUUUCUUAUUUAUGACCCUGCAGUUAGACCAUUAGGUCAUGUUUGGAAUCCAAUUAUUGGAGUAGGAAUUUGUUUCUUAUUUGGUAUACAAGAAACCAAUUUUUUUUUUUUUUUUAAAUUAAGGAGGUUUAAUGUUUGAAGAAUUUGAAUUUAGAAUGAAGCCCCCAUCUAUUUAUAUGUCUUA
Jatropha curcas is the source of this 2243-nucleotide messenger RNA. RefSeq lists its product as uncharacterized. Gene Ontology annotation, biological process: biosynthetic process. The record is from RefSeq and is a predicted model, not a curated record. NCBI's taxonomy places the organism in Eukaryota, Viridiplantae, Streptophyta, Magnoliopsida, Malpighiales, Euphorbiaceae.